AUGAAUCUGCCCGCAAUUGAUUUUGGCGGCAAAAAGUGCCAGCAGAUCAGCACUCUGGCAACAGUUCAUUGGUUUUCGAGUUUUGCGAGUUUUGCGCUGUUUGCUGUUGGUAAUCGUUGCCUUGUUCCUUCUUCUCAAUGAUAGUUUUUACAGUUUAUGCAGUUUACAUCUAAACCCAGAAGCAGGCAUGGACGGCAACGAAGUUACGCAGAAAAUACGGGUAGCCAUAAAGACCAAACUGGUGGAGCUUGGUGCUUACGUGGAUGACGAGCUGCCCGACUACAUCAUGGUGAUGAUUGCCAACAAGAAGACCAAGGAACAGAUGGCCCGAGACCUGUCACUCUUUCUCGGCGACAGCACCACUAACUUCACCAACUGGCUACAGGGCAUUCUGGACCACCUUCAGGCUAUUGCUUCAGAAGCAAAGCGGUCCAAGGGCGAAGUAAGGACCGAAGGACCCGUACCGCCCCCUCAUCUGGAGUACACCCCCAGGGAAGUGCUGCCCAGGGGCAAGGUCCCUGAGUUGCGAGGGGACGGGGAGUACAGCGACGAGGUGCUGGCGCUCAAAGCCGACCCCGAGCCAGACGACGACCUGGGAGAGGACCUGCACGGUUCGGCCGAAACGCCGCCAGAAAAGCAGGUGGCGUCGAGCAGCGUGUCGCUGGUGCGCCCCAUUCCCAGGGUCAUGGGUCCCGAGCCCGCUCGGGCACACGUCUUCCCGUCAAAGGCGGAUCCUUCCAAGAAGCCCGCCUUGACCUCCUCGUCCGGGGUGCGGAGGAGGCCGCAGUUCAUCAGCGACGACGAGGAAGAGGAGGAGGAGGAGUACGACCCCAGCAACCCGUCCGUGAGCAGCGUGGCCAGCGUGGUCAAGGUCUCCGAGCGAAGGUCCAGUGUCCCCCAGAGCAUGCAGGCCAACAAGCUGCUUCUCCUCAAGGCCAUGAAGGCGGCCCACCAAUCGGUGUCCGCACCUGCUGCAACGCGCACCAGGCGCAACCCCUCGGCCCGUGUGGAGCCCUACCAGCCGACCCCCAUCCGCGAGCUCUCCACCAAGCGCCGGAGGCUCGGAAACCUGGCCCAGAAAGAAGAAGAGGAGGAGGAGGCCGUUCCAGCCAAAAGGUCAACGGGACUCUCCAUAAAAGACAGGCUGGGGCAGAGAGUUGCGGUGGCUCUGCCUGAGAACACCUCGCCUACCAUGGAGCCCGAGCGAGUCCCCGGCAAGGCGUCGAGGCUCGUGGGAGCCAUCGCUCCCGAGGUGAGGCCCAGGGAAGAGUCGGCCCCCGUCGCACUCCCGGAGCCAGAGGCAACGACGGCCAACGCAAUUGAUGAGGAACCAGAACAAGAGGAGGACUCGGAUUUGCUCGAGCUAGAGGUGCCAAGGGAAGAGGUGCACCUAGUGGUGAAGGAUGCCACGCCCACUUCCACACCAGGUCAUGCAAGCGCUUCUGAAGACGUCCUAGGGCGUGGGGGGAAGUGGCCGCACUUUGUGGUGACACUGAACGGAGUGGACCCGGCCAGUUUCAAGUCCGGCACGAGGGAGGUGGUUGCCCACCACGCCUCGGGUCCGGGAGACUUGGACGAGCUGCCGGAGUACGUAGAGGAGGAGGACGAGAAUGGCUACCCUUCCCGGCGGGAAGACUCCAUGGCCGCCGAGGACACAGUGUUGGAAGAGGAACUUGAAGAAGAGCCCAUGCUGGUGGAAGAAGGCCCCAGCAAGCUGCUGGAGAAGUGCCGCUACUGGCCGGCCUGCAAGAACGGAGACCGCUGCCCCUACCACCACCCCAGCGUGCCCUGCAAGGCCUUCCCCAACUGCAAGUUCCGUGACAAGUGCCUGUUCAUCCACCCCAACUGCAAGUAUGACGCCUUCUGCAAGCACAAGAGCUGCCCCUUCACCCACGCCAGCAGGAGGACGUUCGCCUGCCCACCCCCCCCAACAUCAUCUCCAUCUGUCCAACACUGCAAGUUCUACCCUCACUGCACCAACACAAAGUGUCCCUUCUUCCACCCCAAGCCAUGCAGAUUUGGCGCCAUGUGCCAAGCACCGGCGUGUCCUUACACCCACCCGGAGAGUAGCAUCCCACCACCCAACAAGUUGAAGUGGACUUCGGCUGCGGCUAAGAAGGCCGGUGAGACAGCUGCUUGAACUGCAUACACGCCUCUUUCAAAGUCAUUCGGGCGAGAGUUCUUGGAGCAGGCAAAGAAAGUGCUCAUCACGAGUUUACAGUUUCUCCUUCUUUUAGGAGUGUAAAUACAGACUCUUGCGACACAA
Messenger RNA from Ixodes scapularis (black-legged tick), 2266 nucleotides. Its product is annotated as zinc finger CCCH domain-containing protein 14. Gene Ontology annotation, molecular function: metal ion binding; poly(A) binding. The record is from RefSeq and is a predicted model, not a curated record. The transcript has 21 exons. Bases 188 to 2140 code for a protein of 650 amino acids. Lineage: Eukaryota; Metazoa; Arthropoda; Arachnida; Ixodida; Ixodidae. Gene Ontology annotation, cellular component: nucleus; cytoplasm. Gene Ontology annotation, biological process: regulation of mRNA stability.